GGCAAUCUCCGACCGCUCUAAGACUUUCCUUUGCCGGGUUGAAGUGUUCCUUCCAACAUGAACCAGUGAUAUUUGGUAUUUGAGUGAGAGAUGCAGUGCUCCUAUCAGUGAAUACGCACCCAGGCUUACGUACUUUCAACAAAUACUAUAGUAUUUAGUACACAGCGUUCGAUAUUUUGAAACUUUUUCUAUUCAAUUAUUACUUUUCAAAUUCAAUAUCAGUUUUUGGAUUCGAGUAAACUGUUAUUGAUUCUCUUGGAUACAGCAUAAAAUAAUUGAAAAAAAAAUGAUUUUGAGGAAAACUCGGAUGUCGUUGAUCGCAGUCGCGUUAUUCUUUGCAUUUGCGAAUUGCGAGGAUGCCAAAACCGAAGAUUCCAACGAUUGGAUCCCAAUAGCCAAACCAUGUCCCACCUGCAAAACAACAGAAGAAGCAGCCGCUCCACCUGCAGAGAAAAAGGCUACAGCCAGAGUCCUGAAUCUUGCUGAUCCUCCGCAAAGCAAUUUCUUCCCAGAUGAAAAACAACCUAGAGGCAAUUUCCAGCAAUUCUUGAGGGAGACAACUAACGUGAAUCCAUUCAGGCAGCAACAGCAACCACAACAGCAGUCGAGGAGGAAGCCUCAGAAUCCAGCACCUCAAAGCUACCCUUACAGAUUCGAAAGCCCACAAGCACCGACGAGACAACGAGGACAAAAACCGGAAACCACUCAACAGCAAUAUUACGUGCAACAACCUAAGCAACCACAAUUCGUCAAUGAACCACUUUAUCAGCAAUUCCCGCAAAAACAAAAGUACCAUACUAUUCCGGAGGAAUAUCUUAGCCAACAUGGAUUGAUCCAGCAGCAACAGCUUUUCCAAAAUUAUCAACCAAUCAUCCCGGAUCUUCCUCCAAUCAAAGUAAAUGCUUCAGUUCCAUUGGCCCCUAAACCCGAGCUUCCCAAACCAAUUGAAAUCGCUACCAAUCCUCCAUCCGUUGAAAAAGAAAGCGUACAGCUCCUCUACGUCCCAUACGAAUCAUUGAAUCAGAAAAACUUCCCCAGGUUACAAGCCUAUCCACAAAUACCUAACAUCGAGCCUCAGCAACAGUUCAACAACUACCAACCGUAUUUGAACAAGCAGCAGCAAAUCCACGAUAUUCAGAAUGAUUUUAUAAGGCAAGCAUUGGAUGCUCACAAGCUUCAACUCCAACUGGAAAACCAGCAACCAUUCGCUCUACCGAUGAUUGAAACAACGACUCUUCCACCAACAACCACAACUACGACAACUACCAGAAGACCUACAGCCAAGAAACGCAAACCUCACCAACCGCCUUUAGCUGUCUACAUGACAGGUGACAGGGAAGCCGAUGUCAACGACGUACUUCAAUUGUUGAAAGAUGCUAAAAGUAUCGAUGUUCAAGACAGCGUCGGUCCUGAUUCUCCAAAGAUCUUUGUCGGACCAUCAAACCUCGAAGCUCCAAUUGAUUACGCCAAAUUCGAACUUCCCUAUCUUUCUAGUUUGGACAAUAACAGAGUUGAGCGUAAAGUUGAUCAGUUGCCAUUCUUCGUUGCUCCAUUAAGUUACAAAGCUCCACCUGGUUUCUCAAAAAUUCCUCUUCCAUCGCCACAUGUCGGAUCAGUUGUAAUUUCCACCAAAGAAAAGCUUCACGACAAAGAUACUAUAGUAACACCGGUGCAAAACGUGCAAACUAUUCCCAAUAUUGAAUACAAACCGUAUCAAGAACAAUUUACUAAACCGACGAUAUCUCCUCCCACGUACUCCAAACCAAUCGCUGCCAAUCAGCAAAUCUUCAAUCAAUUUGAUUUAGACCAAAUCAACGCCUUCAUCCCGCAAUUGCAACAGCAAGUUCCUGAAAAAUAUAACUUUGAGACUUACGAUGAACAGUACAGAAAGCAGCAACCGAUUAUCAAACAAAAACCUAAAGAGGUUGUGGAAGAAGUUGUCAGGAAACCGCAGACUUUGAAUACUCAAGAACAAUAUACACAGGAGGUGAUUCCAGAAAACAAAUUUAUUUAUAAUACCAAUCAACAAGUGAGGAAUACUCAUACCAAUAUUCGUGGAAGCACCACAGCUAAACCGUAUCUACAUUACGAACAAGAAAAUUACAACUACGAAGAGGCCCCUCCAACUAGACCUUCCAGAGUUAGGACAAGACCCACGACUACUACAACUACGACCACCACAACAACAACUACAACAACGACUCCUCCGCCACCUCCACCACCAGAAUACUAUCAAGAAACCGAGACUUAUGUACCAAAAGCAAGACCAAGUACAACUGUUACUCCUCAUGCUCAAUAUCUCGAGGAAGUCAUUCAGGAUGUUAGAACCACACCGCAACAACAGUACCAUCACGAAAUUAUCGAUCAAAACAAUUACAGUUACGAAGAGGUAGCGAGGCCGGCACCAAAGAGGACGCGCCCGUCCACGACUACGCCUCCGCAAGAGGUUUACAUCAAAGAGAUUGUAACGGAAGGCCACAGAACGCGUGGAAGUUCAAGGAAACAACCGACUAAGUAUAAGGAAGAUCCAUACAAUGAGCAAUACAUUAAAGCAUACCCGAGCACGCCUGAAUACUCCGACAUUCCCGUUGCCACAACUCCCAAGCACGUGACAACCGAAGGACAUCACUACACGGAUUCAGAUGAAAAUGAUUACAAAUACGCAGAGGUCGACAAUAAGAACAGAAAUGUGUAUCCCCAACACGAAGAAGAGCAGUACAUUGUAAGGCCAAUUUAUAGCACCACCGAGAAACCGUUGAGACAUAAUCAACAUUUGUUAAAUCAAGAUGUUAUGGAUAGCUACAUUUUGCGACAACCACAUGAAAAUGCGAAUUACGUCACGGGACCACAACAGGUGGAGAUUGUUCAUAAAUCCCAACCCCAAUACAAACCUAUUGAGAGCAGCUACGAAAGCGAAGAAGUCUCUGAUGUAAAAACGCAAAAUGCAAACAUAGAACAUUAUAAUUUGCCACAUCACGUUAACCCGAUGAACCAGGUCUUGCCAAGUUUGAUUAAUAAUUUAGAAGAUCAAUCGAUUCGUCAACUGCUUCAUCCCGGUCUUGUGCCCACAUCAACAGUUAAACCUGCUUUAAUUGAAGUAGAGACGUAUCCUCCAACAACCACAACUACAACCACCACCACAACAACUCCAGCUCCAACUACUCAUAUACCAGAUACAACAACUACAAGGAGGACACGAGGAAGAGUUCGUGGUAACAGAUAUACUACAACUACAGAUAGUAGCGUAUAUAAUACAAGGAGGAAUAUUCCGAGGAGAAGACCCACAACUCCAAGAACUAGAUACGUAGAAGACUCAUCCACUUCCCAUUACAAUUUACAUCGCAGCACAACCGAUCCCACAAAGAAAAUAUUAACAUCUCGAAGAUUCAGAAAUAGAGGAAGACCGACACAAGCUGAAACCACAGUUGCAGAUUAUUAUACCGAAAACAUAACUCCGGAGCAACCAUCAACUGCUAGGUAUAUUGAGGAAAUUUCCACACCAAAGCAGCAAAUUGCCAUCGAUCAGGAUCAAUUUGUUAUUAAGAAUUACCAACCAAUUUAUAACAUUCCAGUUGAACACGAAGAUUCUUUAAAUGAACCGGUUAUUAACGUGGAAAUCAGCAGACCUGCCACUGAACCAAUGAUCGUACACGAAAUUAACCAAUUGCCAAUAAAAAAUCUCGAAGAGUACCAUGACACCACCACUGAUCGUGUUUCAAGCAGGUCAAAGUCUCGGAUCAGAAGCCGACCCAGACCUACAACAACCCCACAACCACAUCGUGAAACCACCAGGAAGUUAGUAGAGAUAACGACAGAAAAGGAAGCCGAUAAGGAAGAGUUUUACGGUUUCUUCAGACAACCUAAUUUCAAUAAACCAAUUGUGGAGGAAGCGCCAACACCUGUUGAAACUCCCCAAAGACAAGUUUAUUCCUCCACUUACAUCAGCAGUACAUUAAAGCCGUUAGUUCAAUACGUCGACGUUUCUGAAAAUAUCGAUGCUUCAACGCCGGUUCAUUUCAUUGGCGAAAUCAGACCGAAGUAUCAAACAACGAGCGCACCUCAAUACUUUGAAGUCACCGAUGCUCAAACUGAAAAGCACUAUCAAGAAGAAUCUAAAGUGAAAAUACGAGGAAGAUUGCGUGGACCAGCAAGGGUUAGGGUAACCACUGAAGAGCCACAUCACAAGAACUACAACGAAUUAUCUAUUAAAGAAGAUUCGUCUGUACGUACACCAAUUAGGGGUAGAAGCCGUGGUAGCACCCACUUUAAAUUACCAGUUAAAGCCAAAACCAAAGAGAGCAGUGAAGAUGAAGACGUUGAGGGAGGAAAUUACCCGGUACCUUACAAAUCACCAAGCGCAACUGAAAGACCAACUUUCCAAAUAACAGUUGACCCAAACAUCGAUGACCAAGUUCCUUACUCAUCCAUCAUCAGAGAAACUUAUGUUGCCAAAGAAAAUAAUAACAAAAAUUCGGAAAGCGAUUUAAACAUAAAACCAGUGAACAAUCCAAUCAGUCUUAAAUUAAAUAACGUCGAAAAUUUUUAUCCUAAUGAAGAUGUUGUUACGAGCGAAGAAGCUACUGAAGAAGCGGAAAUUGCAACAACAACAAAGAUGUUUGACGAGCUGACAACAACAAAAGCUAGGAGACGAGGAGUCUGGAAACUUGUCAAAAGGCCAGUCGACGUUUUGGAAGGAGCUGAGUCACAGAACGUACCAAGCAUCAAAAUAAAUUCCGUAUCUGAUAAUGACAAGGUCAGAUUCGUUGGUAAAUUGCAUGUACUCGAGGUCAAAGAUGAAUCUAAAGAAGCAGUAACAACUCAAGCUCCCGUGGAAGAGAUAACUACUAUUCCCCCAACAACAACAUCUACUCAGGGCAGUAUUUUCAACUCCCUGUACGAAAUGUUUAAUAUGUCUCAAGAUGAGGAUACCCAAGAGACAACUACGAAUACCAAUGUAGAGGAAACAACUAACGUACCAGAAGUAACCGAGGAAUCGUCAACGUUUGAACCUAUAAACGCCGAAGAAGAUCAAGAAUAUAUUGAAGAUGAGGCAACAACUGAAUAUAUAUCUUCAUUAACAACAGACAAAGUUCCGGAAGAAUCAACUACAAAAAAUCCAAUGAGUUUCAUCACCCCGAUGAGUUUGGAGACAUGGACAACAACAUCCACGGAAAUCUCGCACGAAACUGAAAUCUGCUAUAAAGGGAAGUGCAUCAAAUCCAAGAAUCGUGUGUAAUCCAAUUGUAGACUAUUACAUAAUUAGUGAGUGAAUUGACGUACCCAGAACUCUGUGUGUUUGCGUGUAUUUCCGUGUGAAUGAGACUAUUUAUUAGAAAAUGUAUUAUUACUUGUAAUUGUAUAAAAAAAACAAUACGAAAAUUAUUAAUGCAAAGAGUUAAUUUAUCAAAAGUUGCAUCAUAUUAAAUCGAUUCAAUGCAUAUCGAUUAUUAGUAUUUUGUUUAUAUUCUAUACAAUC
Nicrophorus vespilloides is the source of this 5476-nucleotide messenger RNA. RefSeq names its product flocculation protein FLO11-like. The record is from RefSeq and is a predicted model, not a curated record. The transcript is spliced from 2 exons. NCBI's taxonomy places the organism in Eukaryota, Metazoa, Arthropoda, Insecta, Coleoptera, Silphidae. Bases 287 to 5236 code for a protein of 1649 amino acids.